AUGGCUCCAUCAGCAACAUCUCCUGCUCCAGAGGAGACUACUACAACCGCUACCAUCCUCAGUUUGCGCAAAACCCUUUGCUCAGAAGCCCAACCUAUCGGUCUCCGAUUCCGCGCCCUCUUUUCCCUUAAACAUUUCGCAUGUAUGCCAUCUUCACCCUUAAAUGUUCCCGCCAUCGAAGCCAUUGCAGCUGCAUUUGCCUCUCCAUCCGCGCUCUUGAAACAUGAGCUUGCCUAUUGCUUGGGUCAGACCAGGAAUCUUGAGAGUUCCAAAUUCUUGAGAGGGGUAUUGGAGAAUCGAGAGGAAGACAGUAUGGUCAGACAUGAGGCUGCUGAGGCUCUGGGUGCUUUGGCAGAUAGGGAUUGUCUGCAGUUGCUCAAAGAGAGGAGGGAUGAUCCUAAUGAGCCGGUUGAGGUUAGGGAAACGUGCGAAUUGAGUGUUGAGAACAUCGAGUGGGCACAUUCGGACGCUGGCAAAGCAGAAAAACUACGACAAUCGGACUUCGCAUCGAUUGACCCUGCUCCACCAACCGCAGAAGAGAACUCAGAAUCACUAUCAGUCGAGAAACUUGAGGAAACCUUUUUGAAUACCAAAGUUCCUCUAUUCAUCCGAUACAGAGCCAUGUUUGGUCUCCGAGAUCUUGCAUCACCCCCGGAUCUUCCCACCGCCGUCCCUGCUGUUCUUGCCUUGGCUAAAGGUCUCCAUGACAAAUCUGCACUUUUCAGACACGAAAUUGCUUUCGUUUUCGGACAACUGUCUCAUCCAGCAUCCAUCCCUGCCCUUACUGAUUCUUUGAGUAAUUUGGAGGAAGUCAGUAUGGUCAGACAUGAAGCGGCCGAGGCUUUGGGAAGCUUAGGUGACGAGGAAGGCGUCGAGGAUACACUUAAAAAGUUCUUGAACGAUAAGGAUUCGGUUGUGAGAGAUAGUGUCAUCCUUGCGUUGGAUAUGGCGGAGUUCGAGCAGAGCGGAGAGACCGAGUAUGCGCUGAUCCCAGAGAAGGAAGCUGUCGCAGCCGCAUAA
Molecule: messenger RNA, 1020 nt
Organism: Botrytis deweyae
Lineage: Eukaryota; Fungi; Ascomycota; Leotiomycetes; Helotiales; Sclerotiniaceae
Exons: 2
Coding region: 1-1020 (339 amino acids)
Biological process (GO): peptidyl-hypusine biosynthetic process
Molecular function (GO): deoxyhypusine monooxygenase activity
Source: RefSeq, a predicted model, not a curated record